AGCGAUGACGGUAACGUACUCGCGGAGGGUUGCUGACGCGGGGCUAGGGACCUUCUCUCAUCUGCUCCUCCGAUGGAAGGGAAGCAUCUACAAGCUGCUGUGGAGAGAACUGAUCAUCUUCACUACACUGUACUACUCCUUCAGCAUCAUAUACAGGUUUGUGUUGAAUGAGAGUCAGAAGAGGCUGUUUGAGAAGCUGGCCAUCUACUGCGACCGUUACGCGGAACUCAUCCCUGUGUCCUUCGUAUUGGGUUUCUAUGUGACCCUGGUGGUGUCUCGGUGGUGGGGUCAGUUUGAGAGUGUACCCUGGCCGGACCGGCUGGGUGCGCUGGUGGGGGGUCACGUCCGCGGUACCGACGAGAGCGCCAGGCUGACUCGCCGGACCCUGAUACGUUACGCCAACCUGUCUGGCGUGCUCAUUUACCGAUCGGUCAGCACGGCCGUCUACAAGAGGUUCCCCACCAUGGAACACCUGGUGCGGGCAGGCCUGAUGACAGCAGAGGAACACAGGCAGUUGGAGGAGCUGCCCUCACCUCAUAACAAGUUCUGGGUUCCUUGCAUGUGGUUUGUGAACCUGGCUCUGAGGGCCCGCACCGAGGGACGCAUCAACAAUGACGUGGCGCUAUCAGCCAUUCUCAAUGAAUUGAUUACGUUGCGGACACAGUGUCUGAAGCUAUACAGCUAUGAUUGGAUCAGCCUACCCCUUGUGUACACCCAGGUGGUGACAGUCGCAGUCUACAGUUUCUUCCUGGCAUGUCUGAUUGGUCGACAGUUCUUAGACCCCGCCCAGGGCUACGCUGGUCAUGACAUCGACUUAUACCUGCCUGUCUUCACCCUGCUACAGUUUUUCUUCUACAUGGGCUGGCUCAAGGUGGCAGAACAACUGAUAAACCCGUUUGGGGAAGACGACGAUGACUUUGAAACCAACUAUCUGGUUGAUCGCAAUCUACAGGUGUCCCUGCUGUCUGUGGAUGAGAUGUACGACACUCUCCCAUUGGUAGAGGAUAAGUACUGGAACGAGUCUGAACCCCAGCCUCCUCACUGCAGCCAGCGCAGAGAGCACCGCAAACCUUCCUUCAUGGGCUCAGCCCUGAACAUCAGUGUUCCAAAAGAGGAGAUGGAGUUCCAGUCCAACCUGGAGCAGAUCAAGGAGCAUGAGGAGGCCAACCACUCUACUCCUCUCCUGGGGGGUCUGAGUCGCCUCCUGGGGGUUCAGUCCCCAGUCUUCCCCCGCUCCUCCAUCUCCUCCCGGGUCUCCCUGCUCCGCCGGCGACCCGGAGCUCCGUUCAGCCGCUUCCCCCUCUCCCUGCACACCGAGGGGGCCACCUUCACGCCGGGCCCCGGCCCCCGCCACGACUCCAGCCACCUGGACUACGUCUUCUCCUCCAUGCCGCUGUACGAGAUGUCCGGCUUCUACAGCUGUCCCCAGACCCCCAUCCACUGUGUUCCCCCGGCCAUGCCUCACCUGCGGCCCGCCCGAGGAGCUCACACCUGGGAUCGCAGCUCCCAGCCCCUGGCCCCUCCGAUGGUGGGCUCUGGAGCAACCAAUCCCAACACCAGCUCCUCUAGUAUCAACGCCACCAGCACUAUGAGCAACACCAAUCCCAACACCACUACUCCAGCCAACUUCUGCAAUGGUACCAGCCACAACAACGUUUGUAACCAUGCCAAUUUCAACAAAGCAGCACUCAACGAGCAGGUAGCAACAGUGGUACCAAGAGGACCGAGCAGCAACGUCAUCAACAUCGCCAUUUCCACUUCCGCGUCCCCUCAGCAAUCAGCCAUUCAACAUCCAAACUCGCCCAAUGAUUCGGGGAUUUCAUUGGCUGAGGGAGAGCCCUCACUGGUUGGGAGCUCUGGUGGUGGAUAG
Coregonus clupeaformis (lake whitefish) is the source of this 1870-nucleotide messenger RNA. RefSeq names its product bestrophin-2-like. The record is from RefSeq and is a predicted model, not a curated record. NCBI's taxonomy places the organism in Eukaryota, Metazoa, Chordata, Actinopteri, Salmoniformes, Salmonidae. Gene Ontology annotation, molecular function: chloride channel activity.